This is a messenger RNA of Centropristis striata (black sea bass), 4407 nucleotides long. RefSeq names its product lysyl oxidase-like 4 (gene loxl4). Gene Ontology annotation, biological process: peptidyl-lysine oxidation. Gene Ontology annotation, molecular function: copper ion binding; protein-lysine 6-oxidase activity. The transcript is spliced from 10 exons. Gene Ontology annotation, cellular component: membrane. NCBI's taxonomy places the organism in Eukaryota, Metazoa, Chordata, Actinopteri, Perciformes, Serranidae. The record is from RefSeq and is a predicted model, not a curated record.
GACCGGAUAUAACUAACAUCAGUUCUUUGGUUCUGUUGCAGGAAAAUAUGGGACACCAAGGUUUCAGAUCCUUCAACAAGAUUAAGCUUCAUGUCAAAGAAGAAGGGAUUCUGGGUAGAAAAAGUUCACUGUCUGGGCACUGAGAACAGCCUGUCGGAGUGCCUUGCUCAGCUGUCAAUCCCCCGUAGUCCCACUCCUUGUAAGAACGGGAGACAUGCAGUGGUCAAAUGUGUGCCAGGACCUCAGUUUGCUCGCAUCUCUUCAGGAAGACCCCAGGCCCCCUAUCCAGUUGUGCCCGUGCGUCUGAAGGCUGGCCCCAGGCUGGGAGAGGGUCGUGUGGAGGUUCUCCGAGAAGGAAAAUGGGGAACCAUCGUGGACCACUUAUGGGAAAGAACUGCAGCCAGUGUGGUGUGCAGAGAACUGGGCUUUGGUUCUGCCAAGGAUGCCUUGCAUGGAGCCUUUAUGGGUCAAGGCACAGGACCUAUCCAUAUGAACAGUGUCCAGUGUAUGGGGUCAGAGCGCUCCAUCCUGGACUGCUACUUCCAGGAAGUCCAACCGUGGACAUUUAAACACAGCCAGGAUGCCUCAGUACGCUGUAAUGUCCCCAAGACUGGUAUAGAAAAAACGGUAUGAAAUCAACUCCAUCAGAAGUCUUGUCAGCUUUCACUGAUAGAGAAUUACCCAACCAAUUCCUUUAAUCCAAUGGUUUUUCAGGUGCGACUUGUUGGUGGUAGAGUCCCAUCAGAAGGUCGUGUGGAGGUGUUGAUGGAGGUUGGGGGUCGUAAGCGUUGGGGCUCCGUCUGUAGUGAGAACUGGAGCAUCAAUGAGGCCAUGGUGUUAUGCAGACAGCUCGGCCUGGGCUUCGCUGCCAGUGCUCAUCAGGAGACCUGGUACUGGCCCGGUGACUCAAGUGCAGCUGAUGUGAUUCUUAGUGGAACUCACUGUGUGGGCACAGAGCUUUCAAUUCAACAGUGUCGCCGCAACAACCAUGUCCAUUGUCCUCGAGGAGGUGGAACUAAGGCAGCUGGGGUCAGCUGUUCAGACACGGCACCUGACCUCGUACUGGAUGCCCAGCUGGUCCAGGAGACAGCCUACUUGGAAGACCGACCCCUCCACCUGCUGACCUGUGCCAAUGAGGAGAACUGUCUGUCUUCCUCUGCUGCCAGGAUGAACUGGCCUUACGGCCACCGACGCCUGCUGCGCUUCUCCUCCCGCAUCAUGAACCUGGGUCGGUCCGAUUUCAGACCCAAAGCAACAAGAGAGAGCUGGACCUGGCACCAGUGUCACAGGCACUACCACAGUAUCGAGGUGUUCACACAUUACGACCUGCUGACUCUGAAUGGCACGAGGAUUGCAGAGGGACACAAGGCCAGUUUCUGUCUGGAGGACACGUAUUGCCCUGACGGACUCCAGAAGCGAUUCUCCUGCUAUAACAUGGGCGAUCAGGGUAUCUCUGUGGGCUGCUGGGAUACAUAUCGGCAUGACAUCGACUGCCAGUGGAUCGACGUGACAGAUGUACGGCCUGGAGACUACAUCUUCCAGGUGGAAGUCAACCCAUCAAUGGACAUGGCUGAGUCCGACUUCAUGAACAAUGUCAUGAGAUGUCGUUGCAAAUAUGAUGGCCACAGAGCGUACAUGUAUGGAUGUCAUGCAGGUGAUGCGUACAGUGCAGAGAUCGAGGACCUGUUUGAGCACCAGAGGCAAAUCACCAACAACUUUGUGUAGCCCAUCCCACGGCCCAAAGCAAAGGCCUUCCAGUGGGGCCCAGAGACUACUCAGGGUGGGCUGAGGUCCAUGGACCCAGGUCCUUCAGACCUUAGGACCCCCAAUAAAAGACAAUACACAAAAUGGUGCCUGUUCAUCUCCUUGGCAGAUGUGGAAGAAAUAUUCAUAAGCGCAUCCUAUCACAGCAGCGACCAUCGUCCCUCCAAUGACAACAAAAGUGGAACAGGUGCCGGAUGGCUCUACAUGUUUUUUAUACUCUAUUUAAAUAAGAAUAUAUUGGAUAUUCAAUCUAUACAGAUGUUUGUGAAUGUGGACGACUAGUAACUUAAGUUAGUUAUUCAAAACAUAUACGCAUGAAAGACCUUAAUGUCGCUACAACUAAUCUGUCACUCAGACAACAGGGAAGCCAGUGCUGUUGGGAAAUGUCAUUCCCAAUCUAGAAGAUUUGAAAAUCAAAGGAAAAAAUAAUAAUAUUGUGUGUUUGUGUCAUUUCUGUUGCAAAAGGCUGAUUUAAUGCACAUGUAGCAAAAGUACUAUAAUUUGCUGUUGGCAUUAUUUUAACCAUAUUCUUUUAUUAUUGAAUUUUGUAACUCUUUUUUUACAUUAGUUCAAUAUUGGUGCUUGUUAACAAUACUGUAUGUCGUCAUAUUAACCUCAGUACGUUUCAGGUGAACAGUGUUGUAAAAUGCAUUUUGGGUAGUUUUCUCUCAAAGUUGAUUUGGUAUUUUAUCAUUGCUUUGGUUUUAACAAAAUCCUUGUUUUCUAAAAGUAUAGUACAGCGUUUUGCUUUUCAUUUAGAAUAGGUCAAAAGAUUUUUUUUAUGGAACAAAGCACUUUAUCUUUUAAACAUCAGUAUUCAAGUUUUGCCCCCAUACCUUUUUUAAUUAGCCACCAAAUUUACUUUUAAGGGUGUUUCUAAAAAAAAACAACAAUUGUGUUUUUACAUGUCAGAAAGUGAAAUAUAAGGUUUAUGUUUACUUUUCAUAUACAAUGUACUAUUUAUGCUUUGACUUUAUUUAUUCAUGAAUUUCACACAUACACAGCAUGCUCAGUUAAGAGUUUGUCAGCUUGCGCUUAAUUAACUGAAUAUAGUAAAAAAAAAUACUGAAUAUUUUUUGUUUUUCUGACGUAAUUAACAAGGGAGGAAAAAUGAUUUCAUACAGGAAGAAGUAUUAGAACGUUCCCAUGAUGCAUAUGCGUAAUUGUUGAUUUAUUUUAUUUUAGUUAUUAAAACAACUGUAACUGUACAGAUUUUCUCCUCCAGCCUCUGAUGGGAGGGAAGCCCGGUCUGACAAAACCACAGUAUUGUGGCAGGCAGGCAGGCUCGGUUUCGAGAGCAUAUAAAAAACCUUUUAAUUAGGUCUGUUUGGGUUAGACAUAAGGUUACGGUUAAGGUUAGGGCUAUAGCAUGUGCUUUAUAAAGAAACACUAUGGAAUUGUAACUUAUGGAAUCACGGAAGGAAUGAGAAUCUGAAUUUCGUUACACAAAUCUACAAGAUUCUGAGAGAUUUAGUGAGGGUGAUGGUGAUUGAAAGAAAGUUCGAGAAAGUAAGACAGAAAGAGCAAAGGGGAUGAAGUUUGGAGAAAGACUUAUGCAGACAUACAGUUUUUACUACCAGAGCUGCCUUUUUGUAGGCAGCCAUACAGAGACCACAAGCUGGCAUUUUCAGCUCCCCAACGAGAACAACAUGUUUGUCUGGGAGAAAAAAUAAACUCCUCAAUUUACGCUUGAACACUGUAAACAGUGGCCCUUUUUACUAAAGCUGUGCCUUCUGAAAUAUAUCUCUACACUUUCUUUGCUAACGUUUUAGCUGCAAACCAAACAAUGAUGCAACUCCAUUUUCUUUACAACAUGGAACUUGUGUUAAUCAUGUUGUUUUACUCCAUUAAUGUGUUUGAUGUGUUUGGCUUAAUGUCUUAGUGGUUAAACCUGUUAACAUGGUUUUCUAAUGGCCAGCUUCCAGGACACAUUGUGGAAAAGACAAGUCCCUCAUAAAGACACUUGUAGACUUAAUUUCUUUAGCACAUUGUCUUCCUCCUCACUGCUGGGCCUUUGUGAUUUUCACUCCAUGAAGAAGGCCGUAGCUUUGUAGAAUAUUCUUUAUAAUAAUGCACACCUGGUCAAACAUAACCAGCCCUAUUACUAAAACUGAUAUGCAAAUGUUAGAAGAUAGACCUGAAAGUCUAAAAUAUGUGUUUGCAGAUAUGCUUUUCUGUUGUUUUUUGCUUGUGUACAGUUGCUGUUGACAUAUUAUGGUCUGUUCUGUGUGUUAUUUAAAAUUAUAUGCCAUUCCAUAUCUUAAGUUGGUUCAUAUUCACCACUCUCAUGAUAUUACUGUAUUGUACCCAUGCUAUCGCCUUAGCACUGGGACAUUGUUUUCCAUGGCCAGUUAUGCUUUUAUUUUAUCUUUAAAGCUGAGAGUGUGAGCUACGUGGUGCUUAUCUACAAUCAUAUUCAUAGAAAGCUGUGCUCUCAGGGACUUUAACCUCAUCUAAACAGAAAAAAUAAAUGUUUCAUGUGAUGUGAUUUAGGUUACUUUUAGCUGUGAUGCAUACACUCUUACAAAAAGUAAUCUGUGCCUGCAUGUUCCUGGAGGAAAGUUAGGAUAACUGUGGAUAGACACUGGCUGAGUCAGAGGCAAAUUUCAAACAAAGACCGAAUCACAAUCCAUUCAUUCAUCA